AUUUUAACUUUUCCUCGCCGCCUCCACGCUUUCCUCGAAUCCUUCGUCGCCCAGUCGUGGUGGACCGGAACUACUCCACCACCACCACCACCACCACCAGGGAGGUCCAUCCGGUGGCGAGCGCGAGGGAGGAACAUGCGCCUUGAUUCUUCCGCUCGCGCAAGCUUCGGCGGAGUUCCCACCCACCUCUGCUGACGCCGCGCCUCCGAUCUCUCAUCGCCCCGGGACCCCUCCGCCGCCGGAUCUGCUCCGGCGAUGGGGGAGCAGCCGCAGCCGCAGCAGGAGCCGCUCCUCGAGGUAGAACAAUGUGUCACUUCCAUACCAGAAGAUCAUGAAGCCACUUGCUGGGGCUGCGGUCUUCGGCUUGUAUUUUCAAGUUAUUCACCUGUCUACAAGUGUGGCUGGUGUGGAGCAGUCACCCAAGGCAACCAAACUUCAAGAAAACCUGACAGUGUAUGUUUUUCUCACUGGAGGCGUUUCCGGGAUGGGUUCUUUGUGACUGUGCUUGCCCUCUUCAUGCUCUUCGUUAUAUGUGGCGGGGUCUGGGCGGUGUAUCCAGUUGUUUUCUCAAUCAGCAUCUUCUGUGGCAUCUUUCACUGCACAGUAGCAGCUCUCUUAUCUGUAUUUACAAUUGCAAGUUAUUGUUUGGCCUCUUUCAAGUCUGCUGGUGCACCACCAGGCAUACGUUGGGGUAGCUAUCCCAUGGUUGGAAAAAAUGAUCUUGAGAACUAUACUUUCUGUACAUAUUGUAGUAAACCUAAACCCCCAAGAGCACAUCACUGCCGAUCUUGUAAAACAUGUGUGGUGGACAUGGAUCAUCAUUGCCCAUUUAUUGGGAACUGUGUGGGAGCUUCAAAUCACCAAGCUUUUGUCAUUUUUCUCAUCUCUGUGGUCACAAGUUGCAGCUAUGCUGCUAUUAUGACCAUUUAUGCAAGUUAUCGUAUAUGGCCCCCUCUAGAGUUUCCAAAUGUAUCAUCAUAUGGUCAAAUGGGUUCUAAGAAAGUACUGAUGGAGAUCAUUAUUAGCGUGGCCAGUUCUGCAUUCUUCCUAUCAGCAAGGGGUAUAAUUCUGGUAUAUCUUGCAUUUGCCAGUCUAUCAGUUAAUGCAGGUAUAGCUGUAUUGCUGUGCCAGCAACUUAGCUUAAUAUAUGAAGGAAAUACAUAUCUUAGCCAUAUAAGUUCACCAACUGAUAUUCAUGGAGAGAGAGGAUUGCGAAAUCUUGUUCGAUUUUUCGGGUGCCCCUACCCUCUUUCUAGACUAUUGUUGGGCUACACCAACACUGGCAAGUCGCAGAACAAUUCAGGCUCAAAACUUCUUUAGAGGGUCCAUUGCUAAUAUGUACAUUUCACCAAUUGAGGGAAGGAUGUUUGGUUCUGCAUUUCUGCUGCCCAAUAGCCAAUUAGUCUGUACAACUGAAGCUGGUGAUGUAAAAUAGCAGUGAUGUACUCCCUCCGUUCCGAUUUACUCGUCGUGGUUUUAGUUCAAAACCACGACGAGUAAAUCGGAACGGAGGGAGUACAUGAUAAUUCCUAAUCUAUAAGGGGGGCUUUGUUACAAAGAUUUUCUUUUGGAUUCAGUAGUAGUAAAACGGCUGCCUUCAGGUGGAUGUUUCACCGGCGUUGCUUUACUCAGAACAGUUUCAGUUCAUGCUGAAAUACAAUGUGGCCCUAUCUGUUCAUUUCCUACAGAUGAUCUUGCUGCUC
This is a messenger RNA of Triticum dicoccoides, 1703 nucleotides long. RefSeq names its product protein S-acyltransferase 11-like. The transcript is spliced from 5 exons. Bases 256 to 1320 code for a protein of 354 amino acids. NCBI's taxonomy places the organism in Eukaryota, Viridiplantae, Streptophyta, Magnoliopsida, Poales, Poaceae. The record is from RefSeq and is a predicted model, not a curated record. Gene Ontology annotation, molecular function: palmitoyltransferase activity.